Clarias gariepinus (North African catfish) is the source of this 3394-nucleotide messenger RNA. It is a transcript of the gene vps35, whose product is annotated as VPS35 retromer complex component. Gene Ontology annotation, biological process: intracellular protein transport; retrograde transport, endosome to Golgi. The record is from RefSeq and is a predicted model, not a curated record. Lineage: Eukaryota; Metazoa; Chordata; Actinopteri; Siluriformes; Clariidae. The transcript is spliced from 17 exons. The coding region runs from base 80 to 2470 and encodes 796 amino acids. Gene Ontology annotation, cellular component: retromer complex; late endosome; retromer, cargo-selective complex.
CGGAUCUCCAGCAGUCACAUGACCGAGAGGAUUUGUUUGAGCUGCAGAGUGAGCGCUAACAGCUCAGUUAUAAAGCACUAUGCCGACCACUCAGCAGUCACCCCACGAUGAGCAGGAGAAGCUGCUGGACGAGGCGGUCCAGGCCGUCAAAGUGCAGUCCUUCCAGAUGAAACGCUGCCUGGAUAAGAACAAGCUAAUGGAUGCCCUGAAACACGCCUCUAACAUGCUGGGGGAGCUCAGGACCUCCAUGCUGUCUCCUAAAAGCUACUAUGAACUCUACAUGGCCAUAUCAGAUGAGCUGCACUACCUGGAGGUUUACCUGACUGACGAGUUCGCUAAAGGGCGUAAAGUGGCCGACCUGUAUGAACUCGUACAGUAUGCUGGAAACAUCAUCCCCAGACUGUACCUGUUGAUAACAGUGGGAGUGGUAUAUGUGCGCUCCUUCCCUCAGUCGCGCAAGGACAUUUUGAAGGAUCUGGUCGAGAUGUGUCGUGGUGUUCAGCAUCCUCUGAGAGGGCUGUUUCUGAGGAACUACCUGCUGCAGUGCACGCGCAACAUCCUGCCCGAUGACGGAGAGCAGGCUGAAGAGGAAAUGACCGGUGACAUCAACGACUCGAUCGACUUCGUCCUGCUGAACUUCGCUGAGAUGAACAAGCUGUGGGUGCGAAUGCAGCACCAGGGCCACAGUCGAGACCGUGAGAAGCGGGAGAAGGAGAGACAGGAGCUGCGCAUCCUCGUCGGCACCAACCUCGUCCGACUCAGCCAGCUCGAGGGCGUCAACGUCGAGAAAUACAAACAGAUUGUUCUGUCUGGAGUCUUGGAGCAAGUGGUAAACUGCAGAGAUUCUCUGGCGCAGGAGUACCUCAUGGAGUGUAUUAUACAGGUUUUCCCAGACGAGUUCCACCUCCAGACCCUGAACCCGUUCCUCAGAGCGUGUGCCGAACUUCACCAGCACGUCAACGUCAAGAACAUCAUAAUAGCUCUUAUUGACAGGUUGGCUCUUUUCGCUCACCGAGAAGACGGACCUGGAAUCCCCGCUGAAAUCAAACUCUUCGAUAUUUUCUCCCAGCAAGUGGCCACAGUCAUCCAGUCUCGUCAGGACAUGCCAUCGGAGGACGUCGUGUCGCUGCAGGUGUCCCUCAUUAACCUGGCUAUGAAGUGCUACCCUGAGCGCGUGGACUACGUCGAUAAGGUUCUGGAGAGCACCGUGGAGAUCUUCAACAAACUCAACCUGGAACACAUCGCGACCAGCAGCGCCGUCUCAAAGGAGCUCACCAGGCUGCUGAAGAUCCCCGUGGACACCUACAACAACAUCCUGACGGUCCUGCAGCUCAAGCACUUCCCGCCGCUCUUCGAGUACUUCGACUAUGAGUCGCGCAAGAGCAUGAGCUGCUACGUGCUGAGCAACACGCUGGACUACAACACCACCAUCGUGGCCCAGGAGCAGGUGGAUGCCAUCCUGAACCUGGUGUCCACACUGAUCCAGGAUCAGCCAGAUCAGCCUGCGGAGGACCCCGACCCCGAGGACUUUGCAGAGGAGCAGAGUUUAGUGGGUCGCUUCAUCCACCUGCUGCAUUCUGACGAUCCGGACCAGCAGUACCUGAUAUUAAACACAGCCAGGAAGCACUUCGGAGCCGGGGGUAAUCAGAGGAUUCGCUACACGCUGCCCCCGCUGGUGUUCGCCGCCUAUCAGCUGGCCUUCCGCUACAAAGACAACGCCUCCUCGGACGAUAAGUGGGAGAAAAAGUGCCAGAAGAUCUUCUCGUUUGCCCAUCAGACCAUCAGCGCCCUGAUCAAGGCCGAGCUCGCCGAGCUGCCGCUGCGUCUCUUCCUGCAGGGGGCGCUCGCCGCCGGAGAGAUCGGCUUCGAGAACCACGAGACGGUCGCCUACGAGUUCAUGUCCCAGGCGUUCUCUCUGUAUGAGGAUGAGAUCAGCGACUCUAAGGCCCAGCUUGCAGCCAUCACGCUGAUCAUCGGCACGUUCGAGCGCAUGCGCUGUUUUAGCGAGGAGAACCACGAGCCUCUGAGAACCCAGUGUGCUCUCGCUGCCUCCAAACUGCUGAAGAAACCCGACCAGUGCCGCGCUGUCAGCAUCUGCGCUCACCUCUUCUGGUCCGGACGCAACACCGACAAGAACGGAGAUGAGAUUCGUGAUGGGAAGCGUGUGAUGGAAUGCUUGAAGAAGGCCCUGAAGAUCGCCAACCAGUGUAUGGACCCGUCUCUGCAAGUGCAGCUCUUUAUCGAGAUCCUCAACCGUUAUGUGUGUUUCUAUGAGCGGGAAAACGACGCGGUGACUGUUCAGGUCCUGAACCAGCUGAUCCAGAAGAUCCGCGAGGACCUGCCCAACCUGGAGGCGAGUGAGGAGACGGAGCAGAUCAACAAACACUUCCACAACACACUGGAACACCUCCGCCUGCAGAGGGAGUCACCCGAGUCAGAGGGCCCCGCCUACGAGGGGCUGGUCCUGUAGUGGCCACGCCCCUGCCCCCACCCACCCAACACGCACCUACCUACAUCCAUCUGUGUACACACCCUUAUAGACAUGCAGUGUGUGCGCGCGUGCGAGUUCACACCUGAACAUCUGCUCCAGUGUAAUAGAAAAACUAAUCCAGCCACCAUCAGCUUUGUUCUUCUUAUUACAUUUCUUUAGCUUCUUUCUUUCCCUUUUUUUACUUUUCUUCUCUUUCAUCUUACUUUUUUUUCUUUUGGUUUAGUUUUUUUUCUCUUUUAUUUCUUUCCUUUCUAUAAAUAAAGUGAAAUUCUAAGAAAAAAUUAUAUUUAAAUAACAUCCUUUUUUUUUUACAAGGAAAAUACAUUUUCAAAACUUUUUUUUUCUUUAUUUUUUUCUCUUUAUAUCAAUUUUUUUCGUUGUUUUUUUUUCCUCAAAUUUUUCCCUCUAUUACUUUUAUAUUUGUCUCUUUUUUUCUCCUUGCGCCUCGUGUCUCGUUACGAUGUGCGAGUUCUUCCUGCAGCCUUGCGCUUAAAGAGAAAUCAAGCUGCGCGUUCUUCCUCACGUUCCUCUGUUGUCUGUGUCCUUCACUCCUUUUUUUUUUCCUCUCUCUCCCUCUCUUUUUCUUUCUAUUAAUUUGUGUGGUGAUGUCAUCAGUGUACGCUGGAGUAAAGUGUGUAGAGAUGAGUUGGUUUGUGUUUGUCACAUGCUGGUGCGCUGGCUCUCCCACAGAGCGGAGGCAGACGUGAGCGUGCAUGGAUCAAAGCCGUGUGUGUGUGGCCUCCAGCUCUGUGCUUCAUGUUCCUUUAUGUAUUUUUUAACUCAUUAUGUUUCUCUGUUCGCUCGGCGUAUACUGUGUCCUUAUGAUCUAACUGUAAAUCAGCUAAAAACAGAAUAUCAUUGAUUUCAUGACAUUUACGCAAAUAAACAAAACCUUAACCCUGA